This is a messenger RNA of Oikopleura dioica, 468 nucleotides long. NCBI's taxonomy places the organism in Eukaryota, Metazoa, Chordata, Appendicularia, Copelata, Oikopleuridae. The record is from the annotation of a GenBank genome assembly.
AUGAGCUCAGUGUAUGACAUAAAUGAAGUCAAUAAAAUUUUACGAGAUUCAAGAGUACAAAUAUGGAACACAACAGCCGCUUUAUCAGCAUCAAGAACAGGGCAACACCCAAGAGACAGGUCGAAAUAUACACUGGCUGAUGCAGAGUUUCAUCUUCGAAAUGAGAUCGCAAAUGUUGAAAGUGUUCAACAAUUUUUAGAUACAGAUGUUAGUAAUCAAUUUCAGGAUAUGGCUGUUGUUGCCGAAGUCAUUGCAAAUAUUUUGAAGAAUGAAAAAGCUUAUUUAGAAACAGAAGCACAAGUUGCGGAAUUUAUCCCAAGAUUUCAGAACUUUAUGGGUAGCAUGAACUAUUUUGCUCCUGCAAUCAAAAACGUCACGAAAUUGAACAUUGAAGAAGGAGAAUCGUCAGAUAUUGUCGGAAGAAAUGACUUCUAUCUUCCAUCGAAAGAUGAGAAGUGCCGUUAUUGA